This is a messenger RNA of Chara braunii, 1329 nucleotides long. NCBI's taxonomy places the organism in Eukaryota, Viridiplantae, Streptophyta, Charophyceae, Charales, Characeae. The record is from the annotation of a GenBank genome assembly.
UAACAGGGGUUCAACGGGAAACCCCCUAUGAAUCCAAUAUCAGACACAUAGGCAGAGGGUGGCCACCAUCGUCCAUAUCAUGGAGCCCGUGAUGCAGUUGCUCCGGCGGAUGGAUUGUGGAUGGAAGUUAAUGUCGCUUAUGCUCGAGUGGGCACAGGAUCAUGUGCAGCGGGUGAAGGAGGCAUGCCCUCCUUUGGGGUCCUCGAUCGCAGACCGGAUCAUCAGGCGUGUGCAGGCCCGCACGGAGCACAUGCUAGAGCCGGCCCACUGCCCAGGGUUCUUACUGAACCCCCGCAGGCGACAUGUUCGAUAUUUUUCGGCAAGGUGGAGGAGUACCAUGCUUGGCUUGUGACGCAAGCCAAGACGUACAUUCUGACGCAGACGGGUUUCGAGUUGGAGGGUGCGGAUUACCUCCUUGCCUGUCGGCAGUUCGAGGACUUCCACAUGCAGCAAGGAAGGUUUGGUGAUUGGGGCGGGGCGGAAGGGGGUGCUCGUGGGCGCGCAGGUAGCGGUGACGCCGGGACGAUCGAGUGCGCGUCUUGGUGGUCCAAGUACAGGGUUGGCGCCGCAGAGUUGCAGCGGUGCGCUCUUCGUGUGAUGCACAUGUGGUCUUGCACCUUUCCAGCAGAGAGGAACUGGGCAGCCACGAGGGCAUCAACACGAAGAAGCGCAACAGGAUGCGGUUACGUGCUGCCAUGGCAGCGUGACGAGGGGAUGUUGGACUGCCAGGCAGGACUGGAGGUUGAGCCGAUGCGUACGGGCACGCGCCAGGGGAUGACGGAGGCGGAGAUUGCAGAGGAGGUUGCGCUUAUUACGCACGAUCUCAUCGGGUCUUCCGCACCGCCAUCCGCUGAUGUCGUUUUCGAGAGACGUGCUUGCGUUUUCCUCUCGACAGCAGGGGAGGAGGUGCCACCACAAACGACGGUUGAGGAGGAGGUAGCGGCAACGGCGCCGCAGGAGGCCGUUCCUAUGGAUCAUAAUGCCGAUGACGGUACGGACACCGAUGACCAGCUCAUGCGGCGCUUCAUCACUGAGGAGGUCGAUCCUGUCAUGGGGGGGUUUACCCCGGGGACGGCGAUCGACCCGGGGAUUUCUGCUCACACAGGGGAGACAGUGUCAGAGAUGGGGACGCACUUCAACUUCGACUUGUCGAUAAGCGCUCCACCUACUUGCGGUUGGACGACAUCGACGGAUAGGGCGCCAUCACGGGACGAUGCAGCAGACGAGACGAGGACGCAGACCCCGAGAGAGAGGACGCAGGCGGAGUCUCCAGAUACAGCACGCGAUAUCAUGGAGUGAGAGAGGGCUCAACUUAUGGCAUCGAGUAAC